ACCAAGCAACUUUCUUUGUUCUUCUCUUUAUCAUGAAAAAUUCAAUUAUUUUCAAGUGAACGUGAUCUGCGAUAAUGUGUUGAAAGUGACGAUAUCAGGAGUAAGUCAACACCUAAUCUGAUUCGAUGUGUGAUUAAGACCAUCUCCAUCAGAGUGUCUUAACAGGGGGUUCCAAAGAAAAAAAUAAUAAUAAAUGAAAAAGUAUGAAAAACCCAAGUUGUUAUUCGACCUGUCUUUUGUGUCUCUCCUCUCCUCUCCUUCGUCGGUGAAAUCAAGCGUCCAUCUUCUCCGACUAUUCCAAUGUGGUGAGGAUCCGGAGCAAUCGAAGCUCCGAGCUGGGUUGGACUCUGCGAUUGUGAGGGAGAAGCCUAACAUUAAGUGGACUGAUGUCGCUGCAGUUCUUCACCGGAAAGAGACGGCCUUGGCGAGCAAUGGUUUCAUGUUUAGCUUUACUCUUGUCUUUUGUUAUCUCCAUGUGUAGAUUAGCGUCGAUGCCUAAAACGUUACGAUGAACAAUAGAAUCUGAUCUGAUCGAUUUAGCUGUUGUGUGUAGAAGGUACUGGCUAAUGUAUAGUGUAUGUUUCUGUGUGUUGGAACAUGGAAAGUGAUUCUAGAGUCAGCGAUCUUGACAACGGUUGUGGUGCUUUCCCUCACCGUGUACACCUUCUGGGCUGCUAAGGGAGGAUAUGACUUCAACUUCCUCGGACACAGGUUCUGCCUCUUGUAAUUGAUCGUUUCAAAGUGUCAAAGUUUCAGUUUUUUUCUUCUCACUACAAGAAAACAUGCCGAAUUCUGACGGAGUUUCCGACGGACUUCAAUGUCGUCGGACGUUUGUGACGGAUUUCCGACCAAUUUCCGACGAAAACAAAAAAUUUGAGAUCGUUGGAAUUCCGUCGGCCAUUUCCGAUGAAUAUCCGAGGAAACAUGAGGUUAAUAUAGCGCCUAAUCCUAUAGCUUGAGCCAAGCGAGAUACCUUUACCAUCUCUGCCAACACAAGUUGCUUCUUUUUUUACUUUACAUUGAUACCAAUGAAAGAUGUUUCCUUUGUGAUGAUGAUGAAUGUGUUAGUUAUGAACUUAUGAUAGAGAUUACGGGUGGGAAAUUGUGUUAGUUAUGAACCUAUAUGUGUUUUUUCUUUUAAAUAAAAGGGCGUGGGAUUAUGGGUGGGAAAUUGGUGAUUGACAUAAACACCAUCUUAGUCUUAUGGCAAUGUCAGAAAUUGGUGAUUUGUGUUUGUAUAUUAUAUGAGUUCUGUAACUCGUGAUAGGUUAAUAGUACAACGGAGAGGCCAAGGAUGUGCGUGUUUCGCUCAAACAAGCAUCUUUAUGUGCAAGUGAUCGAUGACACCAAGAUGCACACUUUACCUUCUGCUUCCACCAAGCAGAAACCUAUCUCUGGGGAGUUUGAAUACACUUCUGGACCUACCAUUUUUUCAGAAUUUGCGGGAAUUAACGCAUAUGUUCGGUAACCUCAUCGAUACUCCCGUGAAUUUGAGCUAUCCAAGAACCAUUCUCUCUCGGAUUAAUCCUAAUAAACAUAGAAGAAUGGUAGAAGAAGCAAAAUGUGUAGGUGCAUUCGUGACAUUGAAGGUUGGUGACUAAAGGGUUUCACGAGAUUUCUCGACGAAGAAGAUGAAGAUCUGUUAUUUCCACUGUUAGGUUAGUUAUAUAAUCUAGUAUAUUCAACAAUAUUACAUUAAACGUGAGUUGCAUCAGUGGUUUAAAUUUCUUGUCAAACGUAGUUUUAAAAUCCGUCAAAAUAUACACAUCAUACACGGCUACUAUAUGUAAGGGUUAUAUUGUGAAUUGAAUGGAGUUGAUAGGUUUGACUUGCACUUUUUAGGUUUUUUUUUUUGCAGAAAACCUUUUUUAUUUAUGGGCAAUUGUCCAAAAGAACAUUUUUCAAGUUUAUGUCACAAAAAUGACACCAGGAAAUGAAAGUCACAAAAAUGACAUUCAUUAAAGGGUAAAAUGUCACUACUACCCUUGUGUUAUAAGAAUAAAAAAAAAAACAAUUCAUUUCCUUCACUCGCGACUCUUCGAACCGUGUCGUCUCCGGCUCGGGAAUCUUCAAACCCUCACCGGCACUGUCGUCUCCGGCUCGCGAAUCAUCGUCUCCGGCUCGGGAAUCAUCUUCUCCGGCUCGCUAAUCAUCUUCUCCGGCUCGCUAAUCAUCUUCUCCGGCUCGCUAGUCAUCUUAUUCGGCUCGCUAAUCAUCUUCUCCGGCUCGCUAAUCAUCUUCUCCGGCUAUCUAAUCAUCAGCGUCACACUCUCUACUCUCAAAAUCGGACACAAAUCACUAUGUAACUUUUUAAAAUUAGGGUUUUUGAAUUAAAAUUUGUGAAGCUUGCGUUUUGAUUUUGAUUUGUUUGUUACUCUUUCUUAUUAACCAGCGAAGCAAAUGAAAGACUUUUGAAUUGUGGGAACACAAAGUUGUUGGAGCAUAAUUCAUCUCUUUGAGGUAUGUUGCAGAUUCAACCUUCUGUGUGUUUGUACAAAUUUAUAAAAUAAAAGUUUGUUGUCUCUUGCUGCAUCUAUUGAAUGUUUUUAGAAGAUUUCCAGAAAGCAUUUGUUGCUGCAUCUAUUGAAUGUUGAAUAUUGAAACUCGGAUGGUAACACAUUUUGAAACUUUUUUGCUUGGAGUCUUGUUUUGAUUAGGAAUGUUGAUAUUUUUGAUAGGGUCUUGAAUUUGCUUAUGAGUCUUUUGUUGCUUGUGAAACUGUCUAGUGUUUAUAAUAAUUUCAGGAAGCAUUUGUUGUGUUAUUUCAGGAAAGCCUUCCAGAAAAGUUUGAAAUUUUUUUUUUCCUUGUUUACGCAGGAUAGAAACAAGAUGGGAGAUUCAGUACCUCUAAAACUAGCACUGCCAGAGCUGAAGUAUCCUAUUGGUUCACAGCCAAAGCAAAAGUCAGCAAUCAACCAAUAUUCCGGCUCAGAGUAUAUCUCCAUUGUUGACAGCAUCCUAAAACCAGAUGAGAUGAUAAGAGUCCGAGGAUCAUUUCUGGGACCUAUAAUGAAGCUCAGUGAGAGAGGAUUGAAGUUAUCAGCAAAGAUGGUCUACGCCAUUCUCACUAGAAGCAUCGUUUCUGUCAAGGAGAAUGAAGCCUGGUUCCAUUUCGGUGCGCAGCCAAUGAGGUUCUCUAUAAGAGAAUUUCAUAUGAUGACAGGCUUGAAAUGUAGUGGUGCAUUAGAAGGACCACGAAGGGAAACCGAUAGAUUUAAUUGGGAAUUGCUAAAGGGGCGUAGUCAUAAGUUAAGUGACGUGGUGGAACAGCUCAGAAACACAAGAGAAGAUGCUUCUGAGGAGAGAGUAUGCCUCGCAAUGCUCAUCCUGGUAGAGAGCAUAUUAUUGCGGAAGAGCAAAGGAGGGAGUUUUCCUUUGGAAUAUGCGAAAAAUGCACAGGAUAUGACAUAUCCAUGGGGAAAAGAGGCUUACAUUGUGCUCCUGAAGUCAAUUCAAAACGCUGUCGCGAAUCAUUUGGAGAAUAAAUCCAAAUUUGAGUUGCAAGGUUAUCCUCUAGUAUUCCUUCUUUGGAUACUAGAGUCGAUUCCUUUGCUAAGGAAUAAGUUCAGUAAGUGUGUACCAACAGUUGAGGUUCCUGGGCCGACUUACUUGUGUGAAAAAUACACUGAGGUAGAGAAUCCAUCACUUGAUAGGGUUUUACAGGUUGAAGCUGAUACAAAGGUAAGCUUUUCCAAGUAUAUGUUUCUCAGUUUAUUUGGCUUCUUCUUUUUAAUAUGUUUCUCAUUGGUCUUUUUUAAAAUACUCUCAGCUGAAGGUCCAUUGCAUACUACCUUCUAUUCCUCAUGAUCCAGAAGAUGAUAUCUCCAUUGAAGACAAAUAUAGUGACGAGCUGGAAACACUGAAAGAUGUAACAAAGAAAGGGUA
Molecule: messenger RNA, 3885 nt
Organism: Brassica napus (rape)
Lineage: Eukaryota; Viridiplantae; Streptophyta; Magnoliopsida; Brassicales; Brassicaceae
Product: 50S ribosomal protein L18, chloroplastic
Exons: 3
Coding region: 2695-3807 (370 amino acids)
Biological process (GO): translation
Cellular component (GO): ribosome
Molecular function (GO): structural constituent of ribosome; 5S rRNA binding
Source: RefSeq, a predicted model, not a curated record